CAAGGUAAAGGCUCUGAGUUCAAACCCCAGUACCAGGGGGAAGGGGGGGUGAAAUCUUUACUAAGUUCUUGUUAAUGUUUUAUCUGACUUUUGUUUUUUAGGAACUGAAGAGAUUUGAGAACUUUGUAAAAUCCUGUCCUCCUUUUGAUAUUGUUAUUGAUGGCCUCAAUGUUGCCAAAAUGUUUCCUAAAGCUCGUGAAUCUCAAGUUCUCUUGGAUGUAGUUUCUCAACUAGCCAAGCAGAAUCUGCAACUGCUGGUCCUGGGCCGAAAGCACAUGCUAACACAGCGUUCCCGGUGGAGAAAGGAUGAGAUGGAAAAGGUGCAAAAGCAAGCCAGCUGUUUUUUUGCUGAUGAUAUCUCAGAGGAUGAUCCAUUCCUUCUGUAUGCCACACUGAACUCAGGGAAUCACUGCAAGUUUAUCACAAAAGACCUGAUGCGGGACCACAAGGCCUGUUUACCUGAUGCCAAGACCCAACGCCUGUUCUUUAAGUGGCAGCAGGGACAUCAGCUGGCGAUUAUGAGUAGGUCUCCAGGACUAACCUUUGAGCGUAUUCUUAGACAUGACACCGUGGUGCAAACAACAGGAGACUCAUGGCACGUACCUUAUGAUGAAGACCGGGUGGAAAGAUAUUCCUAUGAAGUGCCAACCAAAUGGCUUUGCCUCCACCGAAAGACAUAAGAACUCUUUCUCCCAUGCUAAAUAUGUAUUUGUGUGCCUUCCUGGUUGGUAUUACAGCUCUUAAGUUGAUGCUUGUGUAGGGCACUGCCUCUGUCCUAAAGGCACACAGGUUUUAUUAAAACACUGUUUGGUCCAGGUGGCUUAUCUAUCAACAAAUUGAUUUUUAAUUAAAUGAGAUAUAUCUUUUCAUAAGGAGCUGCAUUUUCCUCCUAACAUUUGCUCUUGGAAACUUAUUUAGAACUGGGGACUUGGUGAAAAGUAAUGCCUACAUCUCCUAUUGGGCCAAGCUAGUCCACUUAGCUUGGAUAACAGAUAAUGCUGCUGGAAUCUAUUUUGCUGUUCUGAUUGAUUCUUCUUCAUUUUAUACCCAACAACUGAUUCUUCUUCAUUUUAUAACUCAAGUUGUAAACUGUUUCCAAAGUAGUUCACCAUUUUAUUAGCCUUUUUUAAAAAGACAGGGUUACCAGGCACCAGUGGCUCAUGCCUGAAAUCCUAGCUACUCAGGAGGCAGACAUCAAGAGGAUCAU
Messenger RNA from Castor canadensis (American beaver), 1207 nucleotides. Lineage: Eukaryota; Metazoa; Chordata; Mammalia; Rodentia; Castoridae. The record is from RefSeq and is a predicted model, not a curated record.